AUCUUUAUUCAUUCCCCCGAGAGGUUGCCCUGAGGGUGUCAGGCUACCGACUGCAGUCACUAUUUACGCCAGGGUGUUUAAAUGGAAGUGGGGUGGAGCACUUAGUGAGUGACAAUUGUAGCAAGAACGAGAGCUUGAUCAGCCGAGAGUGUGAAUCUUCUCCUCCUGUCUGCCAGGGGUUCUGCACUGCGAUGUAUACACAAGGCAAUAACGGUGUGAAAACUUUUCACACAGAUCCAGGACAUACAAUGAUCAGGAAAAUCUACACUACUGCCUAUUUUCACAUGGGAAUAUAAAGCUUAAAAACGAAGCGGAGUCUUCAGUCUUCCAUAUUUGUUCUUCCACUAAUCAUCUUCCACAAAUCAUUUGUUUUCCUGUGCCCCAGCACCCAAAACAAAAUCAGCUACAUUGUUGUGCUUCAUGCCCUCAACUGGGGGGUAACCGUUGGUUACAUUAUUUUUGUAUAAUAUAAAAGGAGAUAAUUCCCUUCCCCUUCUCUGUACGAGGAGAGAUCAUUCCACCAUAUCUUGUAUAUGAAUACAGACGAGGUGAAAGGUCCCAGGUCUCAGUCACGCAACAUUGCCCCUAUUGCAUGUACACAAUCCCCUCGCCGUCUGUGCUCUGCCAGGAAGGAGGAUUGCUUGCUGCUAUUAAGAAGGGGAUAGAAUAAAAGAAUUAUUCUGCUACUAUAAAGAGGAAAAAGGGGAAAAAAAAAACACCAACAGAAAAAAAGAGCAGGAAAUGCAUUAAUCCAAUUUUAAGUUUACUGAGCUGGACGCUGGAUAAUCCUCAUCAGGUGCAGAGAGGGAAAGCUGCGUGGAUUUUACAACCCUGUAUUGGAUUUACAAAUGCCGGGAAAGUAAGAUGGAAAGACUGCUGUAGACGGAACGGGAGGAAAAAGGGCAGAUGCCUUCAGCUUUUCUUUAAAAAAAAAGGAAGAAGACAAAGAUCUGGGCCAAAACACAGGGACCCAGUUCAUUGGGUAAAUAGUGACUUAGCUGCAGAAUGGCAAUCACCACAACUACCACUACCACCACAGCUAUGGCAGCUGCUUCGGCAGCAGCAACCACAACAGUGACUGUCACCACAGUUGCCAUGACAACAGCUACAUUAGAUUUGCGUGACUGGCUUUUCCUGUGUUAUGGACUUAUAGCCUUUCUGACAGAAGUAAUAGAUAGUACCAACUGCCCAUAUGUUUGCCGUUGUGACAACGGCUUCAUCUAUUGCAAUGACCGUGGUCUAACUUCAAUCCCAGCAGACAUCCCAGAUGAUGCAACGACCCUCUACCUCCAGAACAAUCAGAUCAACAAUGCUGGAGUCCCAAAUGAGCUAAAGACUAAGAUCAAUGUGCGAGUUAUCUACUUGUACGAGAAUGACCUUGAUGAAUUCCCUCUAAAUCUUCCACGCUCACUUCGGGAGCUUCACCUCCAGGAUAAUAAUAUACGAAGUGUGACCCGUGAUGCCCUGACCCGUAUUCCACUGUUAGAGAAACUCCACUUAGAUGAUAAUUCUGUGUCAACAGUUAGCAUUGAGGAUGAUGCCUUUCUGGAUAGUAGACAACUUCGCUUACUGUUCCUUUCACGCAAUCACCUCAGCAGUAUCCCCAAUGGCUUACCACGCACAUUGGAAGAGUUGAGGUUGGAUGACAAUCGAAUCUCUACUAUCCCUCUCCAUGCUUUUAAGGGACUUAAUAGCUUGAGGAGGCUAGUGUUGGAUGGUAAUCUUUUGGCCAACCAGCGCAUUGCAGAUGACACAUUUAGUCGCCUUCAAAACUUGACAGAAUUGUCCCUAAUUCGAAACUCAUUGAUAGCGCCUCCACUAAACCUUCCUAGUACUCAUUUGCAGAAGCUCUAUUUACAGGAUAAUGCUAUUACCCAUAUCCCAUACAAUACUUUGUCUAAAAUGAGACAGUUGCAAAGACUGGACCUGUCCAAUAAUAAUCUCACAGCUCUCCCCCGUGGUGUUUUUGAUGACUUGGAGAGCCUAUCUCAGCUCUUCCUCAGGAACAACCCUUGGUUUUGUGGCUGCAACCUUAUCUGGCUGCGGGACUGGGUGAAAGCUCGAGCAACUGUGGUAAAUGUUCGUGGGUUAAUGUGCCAGGGUCCUGAAAAGGUUCGUGGGAUGGCCAUUAAGGAUAUCACUCAUGAGAUGGAUGAGUGUUUUGAAGGAGGACCACAAAGCAACGCAGCAUCUGCUCAUGCUACUCCUGCUGGUCCAGUAAUAACAACCCCACCUCAGGGUUCUCUCUUUACCUUGAAAUCUAAGAGGCCUGGGAUUCGAUUGCCAGAUUCCAGUUUGGACUACCCCAUGGAAACUGGAGCAGGAACAAAAGCCUUGGUUAUUAAUGUGAAGCCACUGACAGCAGACAGCAUUCGUAUAACAUGGAAAUCAUCUCUUGCUGCAAGUUCCUUUCGUCUCAGUUGGCUGAGACUGGGGCACAGCCCAGCUGUAGGUUCUAUCACAGAAACCUUGGUUCAAGGAGACAAGACAGAGUAUCUCCUCACUGCCCUAGAACCUCGUUCUACCUACAUCAUAUGCAUGGUAAGCAUGGAUGCUGGGAAUACUUACCAUGCAGAUGAGUCACCUGUUUGUGCAAAAGCAGAGACAGCAGAUGUUUAUGGUCCUACCACUACACUGAACCGUGAACAAAAUGCUGAUACACUAGCUGGAUUACCAUUGGCAGGCAUUAUUGGUGGUGCAGUCACCCUGGUCUUCCUCUUUCUCAUUCUGGGAUCCAUCUGCUGGUAUGUCCAUCGGGCUGGGCAACUGUUGACCCGCGAACGAGCAUACAGCAGGGGCAGCCGUAAAAAGGACGAUUAUGUUGAAUCAGGCACAAAGAAAGACAACUCUAUCUUGGAGAUAAGAGGACCAGGGCUUCAGAUGCUACCUAUAAACCCUCAUCGGGCUAAGGAGGAGUAUGUUAUCCAUACCAUAUUCCCAUCUAAUGGCACUAGUCUUUAUAAAAGCACUCACACGAUAGGCUACAGCACUCAUAGAGGAUAUAGAGAUGGUGGUAUCCCGGACACAGACUAUUCGUAUACAUGAUAAACCAUAUCAAUGGACUGAUCAAUUCCCUCAUUCCUAGUGAAAUCUCGUUUUUAUCUGUGCCCAGAAAGGAUUCACAACAAAGAAAUAGGAAAACAAACAAACUUAAGCUGUGAGGCAAAAAAAAAACUGG
Pelobates fuscus (common spadefoot toad) is the source of this 3178-nucleotide messenger RNA. It is a transcript of the gene FLRT1, whose product is annotated as fibronectin leucine rich transmembrane protein 1. The transcript has 3 exons. The record is from RefSeq and is a predicted model, not a curated record. Bases 1006 to 3045 code for a protein of 679 amino acids. NCBI's taxonomy places the organism in Eukaryota, Metazoa, Chordata, Amphibia, Anura, Pelobatidae. Gene Ontology annotation, molecular function: protein binding.